AUGCCUCCGCGCAUCCUCCUCCUCACCCUUGACGCCUUCCACACCCUUUUUCAUCCGCGCCUUCCGGUGCAUAUCCAAUACGCCCAAGUCGCGCAAUCCCUCGAUUUCCCCCCACAUCUCUGCAGAAACAAUAUCCCCACUGUCGACCUCGCAGCGAAAAUCUCAACCGCCUUCCGCGCUGUGUAUAAGCACGAGAGUGCCACGAGACCAAAUUUUGGCCGCAAUGUUGCCGGUUUCGGUGGACCAAGGGAGUGGUGGGGUAAUGUGAUACGGGAAUGUUUUAAAACGGUUGCGAGGGAGGACGACGCGCUAGCUAGUAAGGGCAAGGCCGUGGGUGGGACGGAGGCUGGUGUUGAAAUUGAGGUCCCAGAGGAACUCGUCCAGAGGUUGCUGAAACGGUUCGAGAGCCGGGAAGGAUAUUUGCUGUAUCCAGAUGUAGAAGCGUUUAUGACCCGGAUGAGGCGGUGGAGAGUGGGGAGACGGUUGUAUGGAUCCAGUGAUGGUUCUCGGGGAUUUGAGAGGGUGAUUGUAGGUGUUAUUUCGAACUCUGACGAUAGGAAUGCCAAUAUCUUGUCAAGCUUGGGGGUACGUGUUGGGCCGCUGGGGUGGAUCGCUACUAACACUUCUAGCGGUGUUACUACCAGUGAUGGGACUGGUUCGGAUGGAAACACACCGGCUGAUAUAGAUUUUAUCGUUACUAGCUAUGAGGCAGGAGAAGAGAAACCUCAUCGAAAGAUUUUCGAUUUCGCCAAGGAGAGGGCAAAGAAAUGCCUUGAGGGGGAUGGAUCUUUGCUAUUGAAGGAUACAGAUUGGACCUGCAUACAUAUUGGGGACCAUUAUGAAAAGGAUUACGAAGGGGCUAUUAAUGCUGGCUGGGACAGCUUUCUCCUUCCUAGAGAUGGAGAUGGGCCUGCUUUGUCCACCUAUCGCCCUGGGUCGUUAGCAUCAGUAAAACAAAUACAGGCCUUAACGGACAUAUUUCCAAAGCUGGGCAUUGAUGCAUAG
This is a messenger RNA of Histoplasma capsulatum G186AR, 1005 nucleotides long. RefSeq lists its product as uncharacterized. Bases 1 to 1005 code for a protein of 334 amino acids. Lineage: Eukaryota; Fungi; Ascomycota; Eurotiomycetes; Onygenales; Ajellomycetaceae. The record is from RefSeq and is a predicted model, not a curated record. The transcript has a single exon.